AUGAUUCACAUCGUUCUUGCUCUCUCAAAAGGGGAUGUUAUUCCUGACCCCAGGUACCCAGCAGAGAACCUGCUGAGUGAGGAUAGCAUAUGGCCCUGGCUUGGCUGCCCCAGCGAUCACAGCAGGCAGCUGAGUGUGGAGCUGUGACUGGAGAGAGCCAGCCCCAUUGGCUACAAUGACAUUGAUACUUCCCUCUGCGCCUUUCUGCAGUUUGACGUGGGAUGAUUCUCAUGGCCCUGUGACCAGCGCUAUCUCACCUUGCUGCCCACUGUCACACUGAUGACACCAGCUGACUCAAAGCUGGACCAGAAUCGCUGCAGGAAUUGCAACAGUCUGCAGCUCACCUGCAGCCAGCCCUUCAGUCCAUGCAGCCACUUUGGGCUCUCCUUCCUCUGCCUGCACCAACCAUAG
Molecule: messenger RNA, 411 nt
Organism: Motacilla alba alba
Lineage: Eukaryota; Metazoa; Chordata; Aves; Passeriformes; Motacillidae
Gene: XNDC1N
Product: putative short transient receptor potential channel 2-like protein
Exons: 4
Biological process (GO): single strand break repair; base-excision repair
Cellular component (GO): nucleus
Molecular function (GO): damaged DNA binding
Source: RefSeq, a predicted model, not a curated record